AUGGAAGAACUACAGGAAGAUGCAGGACCGCAAAGAACGCAAGUAGAACAAUUACCAUCAAAUGUACGAUACUACGGUAGAUUCAAAGGUAACAGGGGCACUUGUGAAUCUGACGGAUGGCCACAACAAAUGAAGCAGAAAUGGGGGUCAGAGCCGAGUAUUAAGGAACAUGAGGACAAAAUUAUAAAGGGGUUAUGUUAUGUUCAAAGUAUGAAGAGCAGUAAGGACGCUAGCAAAUUCUGCGAUUUCUUCUAUUUCUGGUUGGGCGAGAUGUUCUGGAAUAGCUCAAAUAAAGCAUCAUUCGAAAGAAUUAUGCAAAAAAUUAAAGAAGCCGUGAAGGUUAGUCAAAGUUAUCAUGGGUGCAAUUUUGAGCCUCCUGUUAAUCAUGGACAAUAUUUCACAGAAUGGAAAAGAGUGUAUGAUCUUUCCGUAGACUGCAGCCGUAUGCAGGGUGGGUUGUAUGAAUCUACGGCCCUUUUUACUGAGGUCUACUACAACCAUCUGGAGGAAGCUGUUAAAGCAUAUAAUACAGUCUGCACAAAUGAUACAAGGGAGGAUGAGGCACCCUGUAAAAGAAUUGAAGCUGCACUUGGAAAAAAUGAACACGGGAAAGUGCUGCAAUUAGAGUCUGAAACGGAAACAGUUUCAAAGGAAUUGGCACAGUCCUUACAUAGGAGGCAAUAUCAAGGCGAAAAACUUUCGGUUGGUACUACAAUAUACAAGAAUGUAUGCUUCGGAUUUAGUACUACUUCUACAGGGGAUUUAACAUGUUCCACCACGGAGGAGCAGCGUAGAGGUGAAGCACAAGGACGAGACAGUGGAGAACGUCACCACGAACGGAGUCAUAGGGAUCCUGUUCCUGCCAUUACCCAGGUCAGUACAAUAACAACAACAGAAAUAAUAGAUGUUUAA
This is a messenger RNA of Plasmodium coatneyi, 912 nucleotides long. RefSeq names its product Kir-like protein. The record is from RefSeq and is a predicted model, not a curated record. The transcript is spliced from 2 exons. NCBI's taxonomy places the organism in Eukaryota, Apicomplexa, Aconoidasida, Haemosporida, Plasmodiidae. Bases 1 to 912 code for a protein of 303 amino acids.